AUGCCCAAGGAGCGGCCGCUGCGGCGGGGCGCCGCUUUGCGCCUCUGCCUGCUCUCGGCCGCGCUCUUCCUCUGCCUCCAGCUGGGCAUGAGGCGCUCGUGGUGCCCCGAGGGGAAGGCGGCGGCACCGGCACCGGCACCGGCACCGGAGCGCGCUGCCCCCUCGGCGCCUCGGCCCGCGGCGGCGGCGGGCCGGCGGCGGGUGACCUACGUGCGGAGCAGCCGGCGGGGGAGCGCCGAGCGCGGCUGCUGCCCCCCGCAGCCCCCGGGCGGCCGCCGCGGGAAGGCUAUAAGAUGGCACAUUGAUCUACAACCAUGGGCAAGUCCAACUCCUUCCCUGAACUAUGAGGCCUUGAGGUUCCUGAAGUACAUAAGCACUUCUCAGAUUUCAUGCGAGCACAUGAACCUGAACAGCCUGACAGGGCACCCUGAAGCCACCAAGAAACCCUGGUCAGUCUGUCUUGAUGAGAGGUUUAGCCUUAUUCAUCGAAUCAGAAACAAGCAAUGCCGUCUCUAUUCACUUGGGCUGGGCAAUGAUGACAACCAGUUUGAGGUGAACAUGGCUAACAGUGGAUGUGAAGUGCAUCGUUUUGAUCCCAGCAUCAAAUCGGCGCACAUUCAGGAGGGACGGCAUCUCUGGUAUCAUCGCCUGUCCAUUGACUGGAGGGAUCCCAACCCAGCUAUUGCUGCUCGUAAGCUUCAUAGCAACACAAAGAAGCUGGGCACAAUAUUGAAUGAAUUUGGACAUCAGAAGAUUGAUGUCCUCAAGGCAGAUGUGGAGAGUGCUGAGUGGAAAAUUUUGGAAAACCUAAUUCUAGAAGAUGUUGUUGAGCAGAUAGGACAGCUGGUCUUUGAGGUGCACAUCCACUGGCCUGGAUUUGAGGUCAGUGGCAACGACAGCACUGUGGUGCGGUACUGGUACAGUCUACUCCGAGAACUGGAGCUGAAGGACUUCAAGCUUUUCCAUACCUACAAAGAUUUAUCAAAACCACAGAUGUUUCUGAAAAAGGAAGCCUUCAACGCCAGUAGCUGUUACACGCUGAGCUGGGUAAAUACAAGAUGGAAAUAGCAGAACAGAAUUUAUGAUGUGUGACUGUGAGCCAUCUGGCCCAGUAGUGUUACUGAAGAGGACUUUGGAGUCACUGGCUAAAGUUGCUAAAUAUGUAUACAGAGAUUCAGUCAAAAUGGACUGAUUUUGUCAAAAGAACUGGUAUUAGGAGAAGAUACAUGUUGCAAAUCUUUUUUGUAUAGCAAUACAUUGGUCAGUGGGAACACUUUCUUAGAGGACAGGGACAUUCUGUAAAGGUUUGUCUGAGGAGCCAACAACAGCUUUCCAAGCCUGCCUUGUGCCUGUGCAUUGACUCCUGUCACCCCCGAGCAGAGAGGAGAUCCCCUUCACUCUGCCCCCGAAAGCUCUGCUCUGUGAGCCAAACCUGGCUUAGUGCAGCAUGUGCUGGCAUCUGAUUUUAAAAAUACUCAUGAGUAAGCUUCUUUCUCAGGAAUGGUCAAGCAUUACAUUUCUGUAAAAUGGUGGUGCUUUGACUUGCACCUUCUUUAUUUUGACCUUGUUUCCCAUGUAACAAAUUUUAUGCAAGAACGGUAUGUUCCUACCGACUCUUGAACUUGCUGGCAAAUUGUAGCUGAAUUUGGCAGAGGUAGAAAUCACCACCAAUCUAAAACCACCCUACAUAUUUCAUUAAGUUAUUCCGUUGAACAGCUUCUAAGUGCUCUGACUUCAUACCUUAAAGGCACUCUUAACUGCAGGAAGUGAGUUCAGUGCUUCUCACACACAAGGCAGCGGGAUGCUGAUACUCAACUGCAGGAAAAGCUGCCAUCGGAGCUCCCCCUCGUUAGCCACCAGAGAACUGAGCCACAGGAAACAAGGCUUUGCUAGUUUAUCUGCUUAUGGAACUGCUUGUUUUAGAUUACUCUUGCAAUGGCUGCAGCAAGUGGUUUUUCUUCUAGUGAAGUAAUUAUUUAAAAGAGCUGUGAAACUUGGUCUUUUUUGGUUGGUUGGUUUGAGGUUUAGUUAAGUGUUUUACAGCGUGCCUUUCCCAGUGAUGCCUGCUAGCUCCUCGCCAAGUAACUUCCCUGGCCCAGGUUGCCUCUCCCUAACACAAGGAAGCUGCGCCCUGGCGUCUGUGCGAAUGGCUGCAGAGGUGAAGGGCACCUGCCUUCAGAGGCCCAGAAGGAUGCCUCGGGCUGACUUGCUGGGAUGCUAUGGUAUGUGGGUUAUAUGUGCUGUGCAGUGCAGUAACCAGGCUUGGCCACUCCCUGAGAAGCUAGGGAAUGGAGGAACUGAAAAGUAUAUAGCAGAUUCUUUUUUUAAAAAAUUUAAUUUUGACAUUAAGCUUUAUGUUAAAAUACCAGAGCACACCAUUUCCAAAUCUUUGAUAUAUGCACUUUGUAACUUGGAUUUCCAUCUUCUGCAGGGCUCAGUGUUCCACCCCUUGGUGGAGACCAGCAGGCAGAUGACCCUGCUAUUUCUGAACCCUGUACAAUACAGAGCAUUUUUUCCGAGUUAGGUUUGGGAGGUGGCCUGUCCACAUACGUCCUGUUCCAUAUGUGUCAUUUGCUGAACAGAGGCAAUAUGUGUGUCUAGACUGAAGUGCUGGAAGGAGGGGCAUGGCACAGCCAAUGGUAUUUGGGCUGCCCGAUCUUGCACCACACAGAUGCGCCAGCUGCCCCAACAUCACUGGAAUUCACAGCCAGGGUAAAGCACGGACAGAGUACCAGCGAUUCCAGAAGACUGAGCAGACUCACCAUCUGUGUGAAGAAUUUUACUCAGCUUUAAACCAAGGGUUUGUGACAUGCCUGAUCUGCUUAGCUAGGUUGGGUGGUAGGUUGCCAUACCACUAGGUCCCUGCUGUCUCACGCAAGGCUGAGGACCUCACAGGGCCUGUGCCCUGCCACAGCACCCAGGAGAGUGCAGAUGUUGGCUCAGGAGUGACCACCACAUAGGUCUCCCCCGGCCAUCAAGUGCUCGAACGGCCGACGGGGCAAGCAGACAAAGCCAUUCCUGCUCUCGUAGUAGACCUGCCGUGUCACAUCUGGUUAGUAGGUGGAUGUGUUAGUAUGUGCCUGUUUCCCCAGGCAGGUCAGAACCAUGUCGGUGAUGGUCGUCCAGACAGCCACCAUGCACAUGCAUUGAAAAUCACCAUUGGGCGAAUGGCUUGAAGGGAGACUUUUUGCAAGCCAGUUGGGUCCACCCUUUACUGCCAAAGAUCAAAAGGAUACUUCGACAGGGCAGAGACAACUAGUCACCACCAGCACAUCUGGGACAGCUGUGCCCUUAGUUUCCCUGGUAGAGGUAUCCAGUGGGACCACAGGGAGGUGUCACAGCCAGUUCGAGCCAGAGAGUCAAUAGUCUUCCUCCUACUUCCCUUGCUCCAUGAGCACAGGGAGCCUGCCUUGGCCCUAACUCCCUGCUCCCCACCUGGCCCAGCAAAGGUCUCUGUGGAGCUUGAGACUGCUUGAGUGAAGCCGACUUUGAACACCUCUGUUGUCUGUGGAGGCCAGAGGCCUCAGGCUGGUAGGGAAGAGAGGUAAAAACAUGCUCUACUUUGAAGGUGAUGGGCUGGGGUGCUGAGGGAGGGGAGUGGAAAUGGAGUUUAAUCUCUUUAAUGAAAGCCAGUUCUGUGCCCUCAUGCAUUCAGAUUGUAUCAGCCUUCCGAAUCACGUUUGAAAUUUUAAUUUGUGGUUAGAUGUUUAACGCUUUCUUGUUUAAAAAAUGCACUCUGGUUUUCAAUCUGCUGCCUUUCAGUCACACUGACAGUGCCUUGUUGUGUAGUAUAAAGUCUCUGAUUUACUGCC
Molecule: messenger RNA, 3812 nt
Organism: Rhea pennata
Lineage: Eukaryota; Metazoa; Chordata; Aves; Rheiformes; Rheidae
Gene: METTL24
Product: methyltransferase like 24
Exons: 5
Coding region: 1-1068 (355 amino acids)
Source: RefSeq, a predicted model, not a curated record